UGCGCAAAUGGAUGACGACGGCACUGAAGGAUUGUUGAUGCCUCGUAGGGCAUGAUGGACCCAUCGGAGAAUUGUUUGAAGCUUUGAUCGGAAUAUAAAUAUCUAUAGACGAUCCCCGAUCAGUACCAGCUCGUCAACACAUUCAAUCCAUUCAUUCUUUAUCACAAUGCGUCUCAUUCAAGGCGCCACUGUGGCUGCUCUGGCAGCUGCAGCCAACGCAGCCUCUCUCUCCGAUGUCUGCACCGUCUCCAACGUGCAGUCUGCCCUUCCCUCCAAUGGCACUCUGCUGGGAAUGGACAUGAUCCCCUCCGCCGUGACUGCUGGCGCUGUCUACAAUGCCUCCGCCGGCAUGGGCAGCACCGAGACCUACACCUACUGCAAUGUGACCGUCACCUACACCCACACCGGCAAGGGCGAUUCCGUUGUCGUCAAAUACGCCUUCCCCAAGCCUUCCGACUUCAAGAAGCGAUUCUACGUUGCUGGUGGAGGUGGUUUCUCCCUCUCGAGUGAUGCCACCGGUGGUCUCGGAUAUGGUGCCGUUGGUGGUGCCACCUCUGCUGGCUACGAUGCCUUCGACCAGAGCUACGACGAGGUUGUUCUCUACGGCAACGGAUCGAUCAACUGGGAUGCCACCUACAUGUUCGGCUACCAGGCGCUGGGCGAGAUGACCAAGCUGGGCAAGACCCUCACCAAGGGCUUCUACGGAAUGGCCUCCGACGACAAGGUCUACACUUACUACGAGGGAUGCUCCGACGGUGGCCGUGAGGGAAUGAGCCAGAUCCAGCGUUAUGGCGACGAAUACGACGGUGCCAUCACCGGUGCCCCUGCCUUCCGCUUCGCCCAGCAGCAGGUUCACCACGUCUUUUCGUCUGCUGUGGAGAAGACCAUGGACUACUACCCUCCGCCUUGCGAACUGGACAAGAUCGUCAACGCCACCAUUGCUGCCUGUGACCCUCUCGACGGACGCACUGACGGUGUUGUCUCUCGUACCGAUCUCUGCAUGCUCAACUUCAAUCUCACCUCCAUCAUUGGCCAACCGUACCACUGCGCCGCGAAGACCAGCACCUCUCUCGGCUUCGGCUUCAGCAAGCGUGCUGAAGGAAGCACCACCAGCUACCAGCCCGAGCAGAACGGAACCGUCACUGCCGAGGGUAUCAAACUCGCCCAGACCAUCUACAACGGUCUGCACAACUCCAAGGGCGAGCGUGCCUAUCUCUCGUGGCAGAUCGCCGCUGAGCUGAGCGAUGCCACCACCGAAUGGAACAACAACACCAAGAAGUGGGAGCUCAGCAUCCCCUCCACCGGCGGUGAAUACGUCACCAAGUUCGUCCAGCUGCUCAACAUCGACAACCUCCAGAACCUCGACAAUGUCACCUACGACACUCUCGUGGACUGGAUGAACACCGGUAUGAUCCGCUACAUGGACAGCCUGCAGACCACCAUCCCCGACCUCACCACCUUCCAGUCCUCUGGCGGUAAGCUCAUCCACUACCACGGUGAAUCUGACCCCAGUAUCCCCACUGCCUCGUCCGUCCACUACUGGCAGGCCGUUCGUGAGGUCAUGUACGGCAACCUCUCCGAGUCUGAGAGCCUCAAGGCGCUCGCCGACUGGUACCAGUUCUACCUCAUCCCCGGCGCUGCCCACUGUGGCACCAACAGCCUCCAGCCCGGUCCUUACCCCGAGAACAACAUGGAGAUCAUGAUCAACUGGGUCGAGAACAACGUCAAGCCCAGCCGUCUCAACGCUACCGUUUCUUCCGGUGACCAUGCCGGUGAGACCCAGAUGCUCUGCCAGUGGCCCACUCGUCCUCUCUGGCACAGCAACAGCAGCUCUUUCGACUGUGUCAACGACCAGAAGUCCAUCGACACCUGGACCUACACCUUUGAUGCAUUCAAGCUGCCCGUCUACUAAGCUGACAGCUACUGUGCUGAUUUUUUGAGUGAAACAAUCUAGACUGUUUGGAUGAGAUAUCUUUCAAUUCUGUUUUACUACUUGAUUAUCAAUACAUUUUAUAGUAAAAAUUUACACCUUA
Messenger RNA from Aspergillus wentii DTO 134E9, 2033 nucleotides. RefSeq names its product putative tannase. The coding region runs from base 167 to 1912 and encodes 581 amino acids. Lineage: Eukaryota; Fungi; Ascomycota; Eurotiomycetes; Eurotiales; Aspergillaceae. The record is from RefSeq and is a predicted model, not a curated record. The transcript has a single exon.